CCACGGUACAACACGUAAUUCUAACACGAUACUAACAUAUCCUCCGAACGAUUUGAGUUGACUCCCCAGUAGUUGAAGAGCUCAGUGGGAUCCUGCCAUCUCGAUCAACCCCUCCCGAGUCCAUCAUUAAAAAAGGGAAGAACUAAUGCUGUCAUCCAAACAUGGAUCUAAAGUUGGAGGUUGUUUUGUCAUCAAGCAUCAAACGGAAGAAACCAUGGCCUCGAUUCUGUUGGCUUGGGAAGGAGAAGGAGUCUGUGUUCCUGUUAGAUGACAGGCGGAUCAGUGAGAUCAACAUGAUGUCCGGUCGCACCAAGAAGAGGACUCCUAAACUCCAUCCUUUGCUAAACAGUGUGGUGACGAUGGCUUCAUCCCACAACAGUAUGUGGCUUUGUGGACUUUUGGUCUCAGGGAAGCUUUUUCUGUGGAACAAGGAUAGAGACUUGUUGAAAACUGCUGCAGCAGUCCCAGAAGUAGUUCAAAUAAUUACUGCGGUUCAAGGGAACGCUUCACGACUGUCGCUUCAGGUUUCAGGCGAUGGGAUGCGUGUGUUCCUGGUCGCCAUAACAGGGCAAGUGUUCCUGUGGCAGUGUUUGGAUGUCAGGGAUUUGACAGGGGUAAGAGAUGGCACAGUCAAGGGACACUGGGCACAUAUACAACCCCUUGAAGACUCCAUUCUGCCUUCCUCACAAGACAAAGAAGCAUCCCAACACACUAUUUUCAUCAAGACAGAGGUGAUGGGAGACGCCUGCUUAUCAGCCUUUGUUUUCACAUCUGAGAAGAAGCUGAUCAUCACCUGCCUGAAAAUUCAAUGGGAAGAAAGCCCUUUGAGAGUUGGUUCUAUAGGAUACAGCGUACAGUGGGCGACGAAGACGUACCCCAUGUCUCGUCUAGCCCCGCCUUGCCAACCAGUGAAGUCUAGAGGGGCCUUGAUGUCGGCCUUCUCCCCAGAUGGUUGCCUGUUAGCUAUUGUCCUGAACCAGAGACAGCCUAAGGCCACACAGGUCCUCUUUGUGAGCACACAGAAUUUUGUCUCAACAUCAAGUGGCCUCGGAGGAUGUGGAAGUAAGAAACUGGAGAUCCCCUCUAAAUACAUAAGAUCCUACUGGGUGGGCAGUGUGAGUUGGUCACCAGGCGGUCUGUUCCUGGCCUGUGUUCUGAAGAGAGGCUCCCUUCUUAUGUUAACUCGCCUUGGGGGGCUUAUCACUCUGACAAGCUGUGGGUGCAAUGUUGACUUUGGGCCUGCACACUUCCUACCCCUGCACCCUCUCGUCACUUACCGGGCGCCAGUGUCUGCAGGGAAAGGAGAGGCCUCUCGGUCCAGCUCGAGCCUGUCGGUGCAGGAUGUCCUGAGACAGCGGUACUCUGUGACCUGGCAUCCACGGCUUUUGUAUCUCAUCGUGUCUGAUGGAUACAUGGCCACAGUUAUGAGGGUGCUGGAUAAGCCUUCUGCUAACCUGAUUCUGAAAACACUUCUAAAGGACACAAGCACGGACUUGGAGAAGGCCAGUCGGAUACUGGAUAAAUCACAGAUUCAUGUGAGGGCAUGGUUGGAGUCCCUUUCUUGUCUCAACCUCGACAGCAGCCUUAUUACGCGUGGGCACAACACUACAGACUCGGUCCUUUCAGCAGCCACGGAUGGAUCCUCUUUGCCACUUUUCCUGCAGGAUCAGGGGACGUUGGGUGGUACCAAGGAACUUCUUGAAAAAGUACAGACUUUCUUUGAGGACGACUCUGAUGUUGACGGACCUCCAGCUGGUUCUUGUGUGGAGGAUGGGGGCCGUCUGGAGUUUGCCUCAAUGUUUGACACACUCCAUGCCAUGGACACGCAGACCGACAUUGGACUUGUUGCCAGCCCAGAUUAUGAACAUUAUUCCGGUGAAACGGAGAGGAAGACCCCAAUUAUUCAUCGUGAACUUGGAAAAAUCCAGACUAAGCUGUUAACAGCAUGGGCUUUUGGCAUCUCUCUAGGAAAUGCUGUGGAAAACAGAACCUGUCUGUUAAAGCAUACCCUCUGCUGUGUAGUGCGAUUGGCUGCUUUACUCCAUCUGAUCCCCGGCUCUGUGAACACAGGGAGAAAGAAUAUCUUGGUUUCUACCCGUCUUCUGCACCUUCUCAAGACCCUUCUGUCAUUUCUUCCCUGGGAUAACGCUCACUCUGAUGGGCCAUGCUGCCUGGGGCUGGUGGUAGAGCUCAGUAAACGGCUGGCACGCCUCCUUCUGACCCCUCAGCCUGAGUCCCACCAGACUGGUCACUAUCAGUUGUCAUCUCAUAGUCUAUCCUCAGUCCUGCUUAUCUUGCAGCUGGUCUCUGAUGCGCUUGACAACGCCUACAGCCUGCAGCAAAGAACCGUCUGGUCGCCUGCAGAGAAGCAAACUCUUUCCCAGCCGCCACACUUCUGGCCUUCAGAUGCACACGAUGUGCCUCUGCUACAGGAUGAGAGAGAGGAGGAAUCUCGUUUUGUACAUCAGGCACAACCUGUUCCCCAGCGACCAUCCAGCAGAUUGUUGAGAGUGUGGCAGUGGGUCUACAAGAUCACCCAGCAGUAUAUGGAUGAUCUGCAAAGCUUUAAAGGCUGUGAUGGCUGGGAGGAAGAGCAGCAACAGUCGUCUAUAAUCAUGUCCCAGAUCCAAAUGGCUCUGCAGGCUACAGGAGAAAGGCUGGAGGAGGGUCCUGCACUGCUGAGUUACCCAGGUGAACGUCUUUUCCUGUGCGGCUCGUACCCAAAAAGUGCAGAUAUAUGGCGGUCGCAAAUCUGUGAGGAGAGUAACAGAAACUGUGAUCGGAGUGUCUUCAAGGAGACGCGGCUUUGUCUGGCACUCCUCUACAGUCUGUUAUCCCAGUACCGUCUGAAAGAAAGCCAGGAGUUGGGGGACCACAUGGCCCGCCUGAUCCUGCACAGGGCCGGAGACCAGAAGGACAACAUGACUUGCAUGACAGCUCUUCCUUUAUCUGCCCUUGCAGCCGACUCUUUUCCUUGCCCGUGGCUGCCGAUGGACCUCCACACUGAUGCAGCUUUAGCUGUGGUUCAGACCCUGGGGAGAUUCAUGGCCUCUUAUUUCACCAACCAACCCCUCUACAUCCUGCCCCCUCACCAUGUGGCCAUCCUGCCUCCACUACAUCUACCUCAUGCCCCUGAAGGGCGCUUGGUCCCACUGUGCCAGGAGGAGGUCUCUAGGGCAGUGCGACAACAGCAGCUGUCAGAAGUAUGGACAGUCGACUACGCCCAGGACCUGCUCCUGCUCGGGGGCCUGCUUCCUGAGACUGUGUGGUUGGCUUAUCAUCUCGGGGACUGGAAGACAGCGGCCUCUCUGAGCCUGGCCUAUACAAAUUACUGCACCGAUAACUUUGACUUUACCCGCCUCCGGAGGAGAGAGCUCCACCUCCCAACAGCUUUAGAACCAGAAAGCAUUUUUGAGGUUGAGUUGGAGUGUCUUCUUGGCCAUAAGUCUGACUUCCAGGAGCGCAGAGAACAAGAUGGUGACAAGAGCUUUACAGACCCGUCCGAAGGAGAAGACUGGGACUUGUUACAGGUUUCCAUUCAGGAGAUUCUGAAGGCUUCAGUCAUGGCUGGAGUGAAUCUUAUGUCUUCACCAUUGUCUUCCCUGCUGGACACAGCCAAAGACCUGUGUUCUGGCCUGCCUACCUUGGUGCCCAAUGGACUAUAUCUGCCUUCCCCUCCUCUUUAUUGCCCCCAGCCUUCCCCCAACACACAGGACCCAACAGGGACAAUAGGGCAGUUUGCAGAAGUUGCAUCACGUCACAAAGUGUCUGGAGUUCUCCAAAGAUUACUGUUACUCCUGAGGUCUGCACGUUGUUGCCAUCCUGCUGCCCAGUGGUACAUCAGCCACCUACGCCGUGCCAGACACGUACUACACAAGAUCAAGAAGAAAUAUGCCUAUCCAUCCGCCGCUGAAGAAGAAGAAAAGGCUUUCCCAGAGAGCCUGAUGAAGUUUAUCAGCCGGAGUGGAUUCUUCAGACGAGGGCCGAAUAAAGACGGUCACCUGGACCCUGACACCAUUCAAACUAUUAUCUGUUUCAGGGAGCUGUGCGCUUUGUGCUGGAUGCUUCAUGUCCGGGACCAGCUCUCCAUUUCCUGCAGGAAGUAUCAGGCUGCCAGACAGAAUAGUAGAAAUGAACAGAUCACUGGUGGUUCAGAAGUGAGAUCGAGCUGUGUCGACGCUCUCCGCUGGGUCUCUCGUUUCUUGCCUUUCUCUUGUUUCCUCAAUGCCGAGGAGAUCCUCCAGGACAUACUGCUCAGCCUGGUGUCUGAACUGCCUCCCCUCUCUCUGGUGGCCGACGCACUGGUACGAGCCUUCCCAGAGGAGGAGGAGUCCGUCAGAGUCCCUCUGAGAGAGAAGUAUAACUCACUGCUUCAGAAACUGAGGGGAUGCAAUGUCCUUGAGGGGGAAAAGGAGGAGGUGAACGAGUUGAUGAUGAUUGUGAUCCAAGACAAAUUCAGGCAGAGGAGAAAACACCUGGGGCGCCUGGCGAGGCACCUGGCCCCCCUUGAGCUCCACCUGUGGGAGAACGAGGAGGAGCAGGAUGCCAGGGGAAGCAAACAUGGGAUGGCCAUGUUGAGACAACUCUCACUGGGGACAAGUCUGAGCACCAGCACCUUGACUGACUGCGGGUUUCCCUUGGUGUACAGUGAUGGAGACACAGUGGAUACCACAUCUGAGGCCAUCUCUCCUGAGAUGCACAGCAGAGCCACAACAAGGGGCAAAAAAGCAAAAGUCAGACAACAUGCGAAGAAGACUGCUGUUAAGGUUGAAAGUGUCAUUCCGGAGGAGAGUCAGCCGGGCGACGCCAAGGAGAAUGAACAGCCCUCCCUACCAGUGGUUGGUACCUGGGAGUUUGAGUUGGAAGAUGAAGAGUAUCUCAAUUUCCUGGAGCUCUUCCUCAGCUACGUGCUAGAGAAGGAUAGUGCCGAUGGAGGAGACCCAGGCGGUGAACUUCCGCUGUUGAGGGCCUUCUCCUCCCAGCUGAGGGAGAGGGAGUUGCAUUCACUCACCUUUGAUGUGCUCACAACUAUUCAUCGCCGGCAGAGAGAUGUGCACCAUCCAGCGAGAAAACACUCGGGCCAUGAUCCUCCCGUGUUCAGAGCCGGCUGCUGCUUCAAGCCCGUGAAACAAGGUGCAACACCCGAUCUGCAAACAUCCUCUGUCUGGAGUGAAGCCCCCACAUCCAGAACUAGCCUCUCAGUCACCUCUCUUCUUCGCCAGGGAACUGGAAAGCAAAAAGGUUUGUUCGGCCUCCGACAGCAGAGGUCUUCAGGUCAACGAAUAAAGGGAGGGCUCUUUUGUUCUGAAGCUAGCCCGAGUAGAAGGGCCUUUCCAUCAAGGCAGCCUUCAGAAAACUCGAUAUUUGGCUCCUCAACGUCUGUGGAGGCCGUGAUUGAACUGCAGCAGGGCCUGGACCCUACGCUAGAUGCUCAGUUUCCAGAGCUGGGCAGGCUGCUGGAGUGGAUGGUACGCUGGGCUGACAGGAGGGCGCUACAAGGCCAUCAUGGCAAAAAGAAGAAAGAGAGGGGAAGAGGGGAUGGAGGGACAGCUGAUGACGGAGUCGUGAUCCGUGUCAAAGCUUCGGCGCCUGCCGUCCUCACUUCCCUCAGCUUGCUGGAGCGCAGGUACACUGCCUUACUCGGCUCAGACCGCUACACUGCCCACAUCCAAGUCCCCGAAACACAGUGGACUGUUGCCCCUGUGCUGCAACCGGAGGCGGAUGGGAAGCUGGAGAGAGAGAGCAGUGUUGAUACAGGUUACCCUGGAUCAGCCAACACUCCCAUCAUUGGUCUUGAUUGCAAUCUACAGCAAGAAGAACUGUCCAUCGGUUCUUGUUCAGAUGAACCAGAGGAACAGGCAUCUCACAGGACACCUCUCCCUCUCCCUGAUGACCAACAUCAACUGACCUCUGAUGCUCAGCAGAGACAAUCCAGUUCAAAAGAACCAUUUCACGAUGACUUGGAUCUUACACCUGAAAAAGAAGACAAAAGAAGUGAGAGUGAGGGAUUUGAAGUAUCCUCCUCAGUUUCCAAUGGGAAAAUCUCUGGAAACAACUGCACACCUGAAACAAGUUUGAAGCUUGCAGACCUGGACAUCUCAGAAAGUGCUGAAGAUGUGUCCAGCUCCAUCUCUCUCCACAGUCAUGAUGAAGGCCCACAAGCCCCCUCAUACCCAGAGCCUCAAGCCCCUCCCACCGUCCAGCCUGAGGCGGAGGUCCAGGCAGACCCUUUUGGUUCAAUUGGAAUGCUGCCCACCAACACACAUGUGGCUCCUCCGGAUCUUCAGCCACAAAGCUCCGCAGCCGCUGCAGCCACUGCAGACACUGCAGACACUGUAGAUUCUACAACUCCCAGUCAGCCAUUAUCCAAUCAGACUCUGCCAAUGCGACAGCGUCUGGGUGAAGACUUAUUCAAACUGGUUCAGAAUAUCAACUACAUGAGCCUGAUGGAGGUUUUGGGAGCUUCGUUUUCUAACCUGCAACUUGCCCAGCAGAGCUCUUCUUUGGCCCAGUCUGUCAUGAACACCUCACACCCUAAUGUGCCAUCUUACGCUCCCACAUUUAUCCCUCAACCAAAUCCCUUCGGCGUUCAAACCACCGUUUCUUUGCCGCCUCAGACACAAGCAUGUUUUCCAAAUUCAAGAAACAACAACCCUGAGUCCAGCCCCGCCCCUGCAUGUCCGCUUGCAGAGCAGCCUGCCUUCCAAAGCUCAGGGAAAACCUCUCCAACGGGCAGCCAGUGUCACACCACCAGGAAUCUACCCUCCACUGCUAAUGGUGCAGGUGUACAUUAUCAGGAAAUGCAGCCACUCUCCGUCCAGGCGCUAUCACCAGAAAUCCACUUGAGUGAGAACAGGAGGUUAAUCCCACCCUCACAGGGGCUUCUGGCCACUACUCACACCAGUCAUGCUACUCACAAUGCCCCCGCACCUUCUAAUAAUAGCAAACAAAGUGAUCCUGCUCCCCAGGUCUCGGGCCUGAAGUUACUUCAGCUCGACUGUCCUUCAUUACCCCAGCAGAUUGGCCCACACAUUCCCCGAGGCCCCCAGGCGCUCCACACUACAAACCCUACAACUAAGGAAUCCCAUCAGCACAAGCAUCAACUCAGUUUUAAUCUUCUGCAUGAUCCAACUCCCAGGCACUCUCAACCCAAGACUCAGGCAUCGGAGAGAUCCAGGGUGCAAGGGUUCUCCCUCCUCCCUCCUGCUUUACCAGCUCAGUCACCUGAACCAAUGCACGGCCUUCGUCUGCUGCGCUUACAGCCGGUUCCACACAGCAACACCACGUUCCCCAAGCUACCCGUAGCACCGGCCUCCAGGCCCACUCCUAUCAUUACCGUUCCAAUGGGGGAAGCACCUAUGAUCAAGCUUCUACACAUAGAUCCUGGACCACAAAUGGUGUUUCCCAAAGCAGCUCCGUCAGCCCAAAUGACCCGUUUCAUGUCCAUGGAGGAAUUGUCAAGUUCAGUGGCCGGGAGGGAGAAUGCUGAAAAGGCUCAACUGCAGAUGCUCAGUGUCGACCCAACUACUGAAAGCACGAGAAAAGCUCCCACUUCUCCUUGCUCUAUCUCCAGCAAGAGGGAGAAGAGGAGAGAGGAGAAGGGAGAGAGGACAAGAAAAACAGAGGUCACAUUCAGACCAAAUGAGUCCAUCAUCCCGACACAAGAGCCAACAAAUGAGCCUGUACCCGACGAGCCUGCAGCUGCUGAAGAGAUCACGCCUGGACAAGAUGUUGCUAAUUUUGCACAAUUUGGGUCCUUUGAUUCUUUGCUGACUGGUCAGAGAUUAUUGGACAGGUCCAUAUCCACUUCAGCGGAGCUCCAUGCCUUCGCUUCCACAUGUAAAAGACCCCCCGAGUGCCAUGAUGCUUUCACCAACACAGACCCGCCUCGUCCCCCCACGCUUGUGGAUAAAGCUGUGUGUGCCUUUGGCACUGCGAGUAGCCCUGACUCACAACGUUCAGGGAAUCAGCAGCUUUCCAGUGAAGGUCUUGUUCGGUACACAGAAGGAACCGCACAGGAGCAAGAGAAGAAGAAUCUGGGUUUGGAUGGACGCCGGUUCAUAAGUGUCUUGGAUCUGGAAGACAAAGCCCUGCAUCAGGACUUACCAGCCUGUCUCAGCCCAGGAGCACAAGAUGUUCCUUCCAUCCGCCCUUCUACACCCACCUCCGCUCAGCUGCAUCUACUCGCUCUUUCUGUUAUUAGGAAUGAUGCUGCUGCAGAUCCACCACCAGUCGUCACAAUUCCAGAGGAUCUCGACUGGAGGUCACACACAGAUAUCCCUGAGGAGUCGCCAUCAUUCAGCCACAUUCAGCGCAAUAGUGAUCCAGAAAGAAUCAUUCAACGAGAGAUGGGAGAACUACCCGACUCUGAAAUCUGUCGAGCCAUAAAGACCCAGAGCGUUGCACCUCGCAGUGCCUCCACACCUCCUACAGUCUGGUUCUCCUCCCGCCUGUCGGAGCUGGACGCUCAGUUGGCUGCUCUACAGAACAUUGCAGAUGAGUUGGAGAUGGACUUCUCCAACUCCAGGAUGCUGGUGAACACUAUUGAAAAUCUCCCGCAAGUCUCGGCUCCUGAUGUAAAGACUACCACGGCAGUGAAAAAAACAGUCAGACUGUCUUUCCCACAGGAAGCAUGGUUACCACGAUUGGACACUUUGAUUGAACUGAAUCCGUGUGAAGAAGAAGAUGAAGAAGAAGAAGAAAGAGAAGGAGACGAAGUAGAAGAAGAAGGAGGAGAAGAUGAAGAAAGUGUGCUUCACAAUGAUUCCUGGGAUUCUGGAAGGAAGCCAUCUUUUCGUUAUUCUACUUCUUCUUACAGUCACAACGCUGGCCCCUCCUACCUUCACACCUCUCCAAAAAAGACAUUUCAGCUGACUGAGGCAUCUGGAAUACCUCCUGUCUGGGCAGAUGAGAAUCUGGGUCAGACUGGGCUAUCCGAUACAGCAGAAAUCUUAGACGAGUUGUUUAGGGAAGGGUAUUUAUCCCUGACUGACUUGGAGCUGUCCAAUCCACAGACUGCAAACCGUAGCAGCAGGCUGGACCAGGCGCAAAGUAGCUGGAUGUCGCAGAAACGCGUCCUUCCGGAGGAUGAGAGGAGGGAGCUGAGGGUCUGGAUGAGGAGGAAACAGAGGGAAAGACUGGCUGUCUAUCAAAAACACAGAGAAAGCCUGAGGGAGAGGGAGCACAAACCCUUUUCUACCUCUGGAAAAGUGAAAUCAAAAAGAAAUAAUCAAGCAACCGUUUGGAGAACCAGAGAGGAAAAGGAGAAGUUCAUGCUUCUGGAGCAAUACAACCAGAGGACCCGUGAAGCCUAUUCUUUGGUCAGUGACUUUCCCAGCAGUCGUCCAACCUUACGUACUUCUUCACCAGUGCCCUUAACUACACGGCCCACCUAUGCUCCGCCCUCUGGUAGCACUCACAGGGAAUACAGUGUGCCUACCAACAAUAAAACAAGACUGAAGUCCCGACAAGUUCAACCUCACCUUCGUCAGUGUACUGCUGAGAUGCAGGGACGGUCCUCAGAGGAGCACCGCAGGAGACUGGGACUACACAGACCAGUUACCGCUCUUCCAAGGGACCGUCUGUCUCAGGUGACCAGGCGUGGCAUGCUCACGUACACAAAGAGCAGCACCACACUGACCACAGCCGGCCAGAGGGAGGAACAGAGGGAGACGGGGCUGAACCAAGGUUCUUCAAGAGAGACCGUUAUCGGGAGGGGGAUGCUGAGGGACCAGGCGAGGAUGGAAGAGAGAGAAGAGGUGAACCGUUGGGAGACCACUUCAGAAUUGAACAGGCUGCUGGAGCCGGAGGAGUCCGACAGAGAUUUGGCUGGACUGUUGGAGGAGCCGGAUGAUGGCGCCAGAGCUGGUGUGUCGGCGAUGGACCUGCUGGACAACCUUUCUGAGAGCGCCAGCAGCAGCCUCAGUAAAAUAGACUGGGCCGCUAUCGAGAGUAUGGUGGCUGCAGAGGACGCUUGAGUUUAGGUGGAUGGAAUAUUACUGAAAAACACGUCCAACAUUGUAUGCCUUUUGAAUACUUUGUAAUUCAGAAGCAUUUUAAAGUAUGAUCAUAUAAAUUAUAAUGUAGAUACUGUUUAUAAAUUAGAUAUGAUCAGCAGUGAUAUUAAAUGUCAUGACAGAUUGAUUUGUAUUGGUAAAAUAGGCCAACAAUGAAUUAUAGUUGGUGUUUUUCAUAUAGAAUUUCUAAUGGAAUAUUUUUUUACAAUGAUCUUGAAACUUUAGUUUUGUGCCAUUUGUGUGUAACGUUUUCUAGAUUUGUCAUUUAUUUUUCUCCGAAAUAUAGUAACGUGACCCUCGAUUACUCUGUUCUGCGGUCUAAACGUGACCCCCAACCUCUCCGUUCCUGCUGUCUGUCUAAAACCCCGCUAUCAAUUCCAGGAUCUGUUAAAAUCCCACCAUACGUUACUUGGUAGCCUAUAUCUAAAUCUCGAUCAGGUUCUGCGGUCGAUAGAGAUCCCUGUAUCCUGAGUUGUUACUCCAUCUUAUAAAAACAUGUCAGCUGACACAAAGAAACAAAACUAAAACUUAUUAUUGAAAUGUCUCAACGUUUUAAUUGUUAAAAAUGAAGAAUGUUUUCAUGUGUAUUUGAGCAUUUCAAAGCUGUUUCUCUCAUCCUCAUCUGUAUCUGUGUAGCCGGAGAGCUCUGCCCACUGGAUCACAAAAGAAUGCUUUUGUUAUAUCUGAAUCUUCCAAACAUUAAAUGUAAGACCACCUAUA
This is a messenger RNA of Pseudoliparis swirei, 10736 nucleotides long. It is a transcript of the gene cplane1, whose product is annotated as ciliogenesis and planar polarity effector 1. Gene Ontology annotation, biological process: cilium assembly. NCBI's taxonomy places the organism in Eukaryota, Metazoa, Chordata, Actinopteri, Perciformes, Liparidae. Bases 162 to 9977 code for a protein of 3271 amino acids. Gene Ontology annotation, molecular function: protein binding. The record is from RefSeq and is a predicted model, not a curated record. The transcript is spliced from 50 exons. Gene Ontology annotation, cellular component: ciliary transition zone.